GUUGCAGAGGCUAGACGCCGUCUGCUUUGUUGGGACCAUCGAUACUACGACUUUCGGCGAGUCAACUGGGCAAAUUGCAAGAUAUUAACGGGGAUACGGUACUGUCUGCGUAUUGGACACUGUCUCCUUGUGUUACGUUCACGGUCGGAGCUCGUUUCUCCGUGUUUUUCGCUGCAGACGACAGGAGUGAGGAUCCACUGUAUAUAAACAAAACGCAGUGAGCUGCUUUUUUUAAGGUGGCACGACAGAGAUCUGCAAUAACAAGGACCAUGGGACUCACUAUAGAGCUUUGUUAGGAGUUCAACUCCAAACUGUGUGUGUGCGAACAUGAGAGAAGAGGAUAGUUUGUUGUCAGGAAGGCAGCUCAUGGCAAGUGAAAGAGGCGAACAUCACUGCUGCUGCCUCUACUUGACAGAGGAGAAAGGAGCAAUUGCUUUCAGAAAGGGUGACCUGAGGCCUCCUGGUCAUUUGUGCCUCUCUCAGUAGUAUAAAACCAGACUUUGGCACAACAUGGAGACUGUGGGGAAAUUUGAGUUUAGUCGGAAGGACUUGAUAGGACAUGGCGCAUUUGCUGUCGUCUUCAAAGGCAGACACCGAGAGAAACAUGACUGGGAGGUGGCGGUUAAGUGCAUCAACAAGAAAAACUUGGCCAAAUCCCAGACACUGUUAGGGAAAGAGAUCAAAAUACUCAAGGAGCUGAAACAUGAAAACAUUGUUGCAUUACUCGACUUUCAGGAAACUGCCAGCUCAGUGUACCUGGUAAUGGAGUACUGCAACGGGGGUGACCUUGCUGACUACUUACACUCCAAAGGCACGCUGAGUGAAGACACUAUCCGGGUUUUCCUGCAGCAGAUUGCAGGGGCCAUGAGGGUCCUACAGGGCAAAGGCAUAAUCCACAGGGACCUCAAGCCCCAGAACAUUCUGCUCUCCUACCCACCAGGACGCAAGUCGCACUCCAACAACACCUGCAUCAAGAUCGCGGACUUUGGCUUUGCCAGGUACCUUCAGAGCAACAUGAUGGCGGCAACACUCUGUGGGUCCCCUAUGUACAUGGCUCCUGAAGUCAUUAUGUCCCAAAACUAUGAUGCCAAGGCUGACUUGUGGAGUAUAGGAACCAUAGUGUUUCAGUGCCUGAUUGGGAAGGCUCCUUUUCAGGCUAGCAGUCCCCAGGACCUCCGGCUGUUCUAUGAAAAAAACAAGACUCUCAGCCCCAACAUCCCGAGAGAGACUUCUAGCCAUUUGAGGCACCUGCUGUUGGGUCUGCUGCAGCGCAACCACAAGGACCGCAUGGACUUCGAUGAGUUUUUUUGUCAUCCUUUCCUGGAGGCUAGCUCAUCCCUGAAAAAGACAACUCCUACUGUGUCCAUGACCUGCUUUCCAAGCUCUGCAUCAGCCAGCUCUUGUAGCAGCUCUUCCACCUCUCACCUGGCCUCUCCACCGCAGUCUCUUGCUGAGGUUCAGCAUUUGCGUGCCAAAGCUCUGGCCUCCCCUACCCAGGAGGCUGCUGGUUUUCUUCUCAAGGACUCCUCUGGGGGGGGUGGCAGCAGCAAGAACUCCUCCUCCUGUGACACGGAUGACUUUGUCAUGGUGCCUGUUCAGUUCACCACGGGUGAGCUGACAUGUGAGAGUAAAGUGCUGCCGGACAGCCUGAUGAACAGCGGCUCUCUUCUGGCUUCUGCUGGUCUGUGUAGCCAAGUCAAAAGCCCACCACACUCACCUUCCUGCAGUGGGUCUCCAACUCCCGUCAGGCCCAGUGAGUCCUCGGGAAGUAACUAUGGUGGUAGCUAUGGAAACCAUGGUCAGUCAUCGCCUAUCCCAGUCCCUACCCAGGUCCAGAAUUACCAUCGCAUGGAGCAGAAUCUCCAUUGUACCAAACUGGAUGGCUCACCACGGCUGUCGACACCUGUGCAUCGUUGCAGCAGUGGAAGCUCGUUGGGCUUUGCUCGGACCGGGCCUUCACCGCCCUAUGGGCAGGGGGCGGUCACCACCAAUCGUAGGCCUUCCCUGGGAGGCGGCAGACAGUUCCAGCUCUCCCCUCAAGCUCCUCUUCACAUUGAAUCCCGGCCGACUUCUCAGCAACACCCACAGGCGACCGGACUGGGCGCACGGCUCCACAGUGCCCCCUGUUUGUCGGAGUGUGUCAGUGGUGGUGUCAAGCAAAAGAUCAGGAAGCAGCACUCAGACCCGGUGGUGGCCCCCUCGGCAGGCCUGAAGACCCUCCGCCCUCUACACUCUUCCCCCAGACUCAGUGAGCUGAUGCAGCGCAGCCCCCUUCCCACAAUCCUUGGCUCCCCUUCCAGGACCAUCCCUCCGUUUGAAUUCCCCAGGCCUCCUAGCUCUCCAAACCUCAUGACCUUCCUGACACAACAGGGUUUGGUCAUCGGCUCCCCUUGCAGCAGGACUGCUCCAGCAGAGCCCAGAGAUGCAGGACAUCAAGCGCUAACACAAGUUUUCCAGCCUGCCCACUGCAUCCACAGACUGAAUGAUGAUACAAAGGGCUUUGGCAGGUCUCAGAGUGCAGGUCGUCUGUCUGACAUGCUGCUGAUGGCUGCAUUCGGACCAGGUGGACCUGCAGGUGACCGAGGCAGCACAGAGAACUUGACCUCUGAUAAAGCCAUAGACAUAAAAGCGCCCCCCACUGGUGGGGGAGGUCUUGCACCUGGCUCAAUCAGCCCAGCUCAUGUGGUUUUCACUGUGGGCUCUCCUCCCAGUGGCAGCACCCCACCUCAUACGUCCAGACAGAGGAAAUACUCAGGCUCGCUCUCUUCAAUCAGCCCUGCAGGUUCCUUCACAAGCCGCUACCCACAAACAGGCACCUAUCUGGAUGGCUUCGAGGCUCCUUCCAGUCCUCGCUACAGUUUCACUGAUCCUAUCACAGCCAACAUGGGCGGUCCUGUAACCUUUUUGGCUCCUGAGCUGCCCGAGGAGACGCUGAUGGAGCAGGAGCAUACAGACACUGUGCAAAGCCUGCGUUUCACGUUGGAUUUCGCCCGCUGUCUGAUGGAGGUAGCUGGAGCCCGUGGCGUCAUGGUGUUGGGGGAGCAGGAAGACCUUUCUCAUCCCUCCCUGUUUCAGCAGCAGAGCGUGGUAGCAGAUCAGAUAAGCUCACUGAGCCGAGAGUGGAGUCAUGCAGAACAGCUGGUUCUCUUCCUCAAGACUACAGAACUCUUGUCCUCUGCCUUACACACAGCCAUGGAGCGAGUUAAACAGGGCAAACUCUACCCAUCCUCGACAGUCAAACAAAUAGUGAGGAGGCUGAAUGAGCUGUACAAGUCCAGUGUGGCAUCCUGUCGCUCACUCAGCACCCGUUUGGAGCACUUCUUUUCCAGGAAGCACCGUUUAAUGGACCAAAUCACCUCCAUCACAGCUGAGCGGCUGCUGUUCAGCCACACUGUGCAGAUGGUUCAGACUGCCGCACUGGACGAGAUGUUCCACCAGGGGGAAGCAUCCGUCAUGCGGUACCAUAAAGCUCUCCUGCUGAUGGAGGGCCUGUCUCUGCUGCUCACUGAACAGGAAGACAUCCUCAGUGUGAGCAAAUGUAAGGAGUGCAUUGAACGGCGCCUCACAGCUUUGCAGUCAGGACUCUGCGUUUGACAGUCCUACACCGCUUCUUGAGUGUGGCUAUGAUGUCAGUCAAUUUGCACCCUGCACAUUAUCAACAAACCAAAUCUACACCCACAACUCAUGGUCUUCACUUAGAAAUGCUUUCGUUUUCACAAGAAAACCACAAGGCUUGCAGUUUUAACUUAACCUUCAGGGCUUGUGCUCUCUAAAUAGCUUACCAUUCAGCUCAAAUUCUGGACAGUGGCAGUGACUUCCUCAGCACUAAACUUUGUGCUAGUGCUGAACACGAAGCACUUGUGCUGCGAAAGAAUGUCUGCGCUUGGGGCUAUGUGAGAAGGACUUUGCUCCUGGAUAUGAAAAGGGUAUAUUUUGCCAAGAAGAAGAUUUCACUCACUAUGCGUAACACCUGCAGGAGUAAUUAUUGCCAAGUAAUCACAUACCCAAAUACAAUACUUAACUAAACAUGAACAGAUAGCGUAAGAUGGACAAAUAUUCGUGCUACGAUAAUUUGCGAAAUGUUAUCUCUUAGCAAGAUCAGUUGCUGGAGGGAAAGCGCUGUAUCUGUUGUACACUUACAUACAGUAAGGACAUGUGCUGAUGAAUGGUUGGUAUGUCCAAGUAUCGCUCUCAUCAAAUUAAUGUUUGUCUUAACCCCAAUGUUUGCUUUCCUGUGUUUCUUUAUUUCUGGUAUUUACAUAAUUGUUUCUUGCUUGCUGAAGGAAACUUUAAAUAGCAACGCUACAGCUUGUUUGGAAGCGCAUACAAGCACUAUUACAAAACUGUUGCCAAAUUUAAAUGUAGUUUUGUUUUUGUGUUAUGUUUUAUUUGAGCUAACUGUAGGUAACAAGGCUGGUUUUGAAAAAAAGAUCCAUGUUUUUGACACUUUACUGAUUCUAUACUUGCUGGAUGUUAAAGACCAUGUUCAAUCAUGAAUCAUGAUGUAAGAGGGAUUUGUGUUUUAAAUGGUGACUGGUAUUAAUGCAACAGACACAAAAAGGGGUCCAAAAAACACUCACUACCCCACUGCUGAAUGCAAAAAAAAGCUUUUAUUUCAACAGACCCUGAUACUGGUCUGUUAUCACCCCUGGUUGCAAUCAUGUUAAAUAUACUGCAAUAGCCUGGGAUGUAUUCUUAAGUUAUACAAAGGCUUAGGUGCUGCAGAUGCAGGUAAUGCCUUCCCAUGAUUCCAUAUUGUGUCCGAUCAUAUGUUAUCAAUCAAUCAUUUUGGAGUUCAGCAAGUUAAAUCAAAUUUGAAUGUAGGGCUGACAGAAGAGGAACAGCGUUAAUAUCAGCCCAAUGUUACUAAAAUUGAGGGUAUAUCCCGGGAUUAACGUCUGAAUGUUUUUGCACUGUUGAAGUACUGUAUGGGAUGAUCUUGAGUGAACAUGUUAAACGUGUCCAGUUUUUUUAGAUACCUAGAUAUUUUUGCUUAUUUAGAGAUUUCUAUUCCAUGAUUUUAUUGCAGUUUUAGUUGUAAUAUAGUUGCUGUCAAAAGGCAAUGUGUGUUAGAUGUGAGAAUGCUGACAAAGAGAUGGUAUAAGCUAUGAAACCUUAGAAAGAUUUAUUUAAGAAGAAAAGGAAAAUAAAAAUUGCUUUACACUGAAAAAUGAUUUGCAUUGACUAUGUUGUGUUCAGUUCCAGAGUAGUUAAUAGGCUGCGAUUAUGUUUGUUUUGAAAAGUGACUGGUUGAUUUGCAGUGCUAGUGAAAAAUUUGUUUUUUACCUGAAAUAUUUGUGAAUUGUUGAGCUUAGCCAUAUAUUUCAACAGGAUACCUUUACUCCCCUAAAUUGUGGGCCAAUGGGAAGGGUCAACUUCUACUUUGGUUGCUGUCAAAGAGAAGCUUGUGUGCAUGCAUGCAUGCAUGUAUGUGUGAAGUGGUGUUGUUUGAUGUAUUAAUGGACAGUAGGGUUUGUUCUGUACAGAACUAAUGACAUUGCUCUGCAACAAGAUGUGAAGGAUUGGAUUUUGACUCCAGUUGGUUGUGUGGAUGUAGUUCAACAAUAUCCCCUGAAAAUCAAAGGUUCCUAUGGUGUAACCGACUUUCUUUUCCCUGAGGUGUAUUUUCCUCUGCCUUUUUUUUAAGUUAAUUAACAUGGAGACAAAGUGCGUAUUUUGGAAUAUGGUGUUGAUUGAUGUAUGGUCGAGCUGAAGAUAGUUUAAGAUGAGAUUUUUUUUAAGCCAGUAUAGUAGCACUGUCAGCAGAACAGAAUGGAGGAAAUAAUAUGAUAUAAAUAUACAUCAUUUAUAUUUGCUUUUUUUGGCUUUGGUCAGAUAUGUUUUCAUACACUUUCUUAGGUAUAACUCUACAGAGAGCAUAAAGCGUGUGUGUAAUGUUUGUCAGAGUGUUCAUUCCUAAUAUCAGCUCAUCCACAGCAUCUCUGUCUCUUACACAUGCUGUUCUGUUCAGUCAGUAUGUAGUGGCGAUGUCUCAAAAGAUACACAUAGCAGAAAGUGAUGACAUCCUACUUUUAUAAAACUGAUGCAUGUGUCACUUCUUAUUGUUCCCUACAAUCAUUGCUGUUGGCCAUCCUAAUGAUAAGUAUCGGUGGACAGAGUGAAAAGAUAAUUUGUACAGCUGUUGAAAUAAUAUAUAACAGCAGGGUGGUGUAUUAAGUGCAAAGUUAGAGCCCUUUGAAAAGCAUGUGUCCACUCUGCUGAAGUGGAACCCGCUUCUGGGCUACUGUUCAAAGUAUAACAUGAAGAUAAAAUGUAAAUGUAAUGUUUAAACUCCCAUACUAUAUCUGUCAUUGAUUUAGAUUAUUCUUUUGUAUGUUUUGUCAAGACCAUACCUGAAUGUUUUCAUUUUGUGAUUUUUACUUUACUCAUUCUGUAUUACCUGUAAAUAUUGUAAAUUAAGUUAUUGUUGUAGUGUAUAUGACACUGCAGGAAUUGAGAGAAUGGCACCAUACCACCUAUACAUUUCCAAAGAAUAAGCCUUCUGCUGAUCUUCCAUAUAGUCUGUUACUGUCGCAAAAGCAUUUUAAUGUUGUCAUAUCAAUGAAAGACAUUUUCUCAGUGUCCCUGUGUGUGAUGUAACAUUUUCUGUUCGAGAGUUGCAACAUGAAUAAAGUGAAAGGAAAGGUAAUUUGUCUUAAGAGGAAGUGAGAUUCCUUAACUUAUAUUUAACAACCACAAUAAACAGUUUUCCUCAUUAGCCCCCAUAGCUAUGGAAUAAUUUACAAGGGAGGCUGGCAAGGCAGGUUAGCAGCCACUGUCCUGCUGCUGACCUAGUUAGCCUAGUUAACCUGCUGCUAAGACCAAUUAAACUUGGGGACUUAACAUUAAGUCUAUUUAAAGCAACAUACCACUGUUUUGGCAUAGUUUAGACAAUUCAUUACAAGUCACAAAUACUGCUGGUAAUUUCUUAAAACACAAGAAACCUAUGUUUUGUUUCCUCCCGCUACAUGACACCUUU
Molecule: messenger RNA, 6979 nt
Organism: Anoplopoma fimbria (sablefish)
Lineage: Eukaryota; Metazoa; Chordata; Actinopteri; Perciformes; Anoplopomatidae
Gene: ulk1b
Product: unc-51 like autophagy activating kinase 1
Exons: 27
Coding region: 511-3594 (1027 amino acids)
Biological process (GO): autophagy; positive regulation of autophagy; axon extension
Cellular component (GO): autophagosome; cytoplasm
Molecular function (GO): ATP binding; protein serine/threonine kinase activity
Source: RefSeq, a predicted model, not a curated record